Messenger RNA from Cylas formicarius (sweet potato weevil), 2026 nucleotides. RefSeq lists its product as uncharacterized. The record is from RefSeq and is a predicted model, not a curated record. Bases 137 to 1204 code for a protein of 355 amino acids. NCBI's taxonomy places the organism in Eukaryota, Metazoa, Arthropoda, Insecta, Coleoptera, Brentidae. The transcript has 3 exons.
AGACGGAGUGUUGCGUCUAUUGCGGUUUUAUUGUUUACGUCGUCGUUUUAUAUUUCCGCGAUUGCAAAAAGUCUUAAUUUACGCCCCGGUACGAUCGAUAAUGCCGUUCGAUUAAUUUUUGAGUUAUGACUUGAACAUGUGGCGAAGUAUUGUCGUGAUUUGGUUGUUCUUGCUUUUGGAUCAGUGUUGCGGAGAAAGUUUCCGGAAUUUGAACGUCUCCGAAAGUUGUGCCUCGGAGCCAAAAUGCCUACACUGCAUCCCCAAAGGAUGCAUCAAAUGUCCGGAAUUAAUAGUCUACCCCACCAGACAAUGCGUGGAGAGAUGUCCGUUCGGACACAACCCCAAAUGGAGCACUAUGGUGGACUUCAUGGGACUUGUUUGCACGCACAACGGUAACCCGAUGGGACUUUCGUCUGCCGCUCUGACUGUCUUAACCGGAGUGCUUUGUGGAACAAUACUGUGCGUGUUUCUAUUCGCCGUGGCCGUGAUAUAUAUCAAAUACAGGCGGAAAAAUACUCCCCAAUUGAGUGACACCAGUUCCGAAACGGACGAUACCCCCGAAAGAAAGGACUUUUUGAAGAGACUAGAGACUUUAAGACCCUAUUCGCAAGAUUAUCUCGACAUGGUGAACGAUACGCGACGACAGUUGAGGCAGCUGCACCGGGAGGGCGACAAUAGCGCUAUCUCCGCUUACAAACCAGUACUACGUGACUUAGCUAGGAUACUUGUACUUUUAAAUAAAUCUCCAGAUACAGUGGGAAUUCCUGACGAUUGGGAACACCUGUUUACCUGGGCGGAAAAAACUUUGAAACGGUACAAAAGGAUGAGCGAAUCUUCGCAGCCUCAGGUGGCGCAGCUUAUCAGUUUUCUUCAAUCGCCGAUAACACCGUCGGAAAUCGAAGAGCCGGACUAUUCCGUGAGAGGCAGCACCACCAUGAGCACCUUCAAGCCGGACCAAAUGUUUGGUUCGUCCCUGAGCCUCUCAGAGGCUGCAAUAAAGACUUUUAAUUACAACUACGAUAAAUACCAACAGAGCGCACUGAAUCCGCAGUGGAAAUUUGAAUAUUCACUUGUUGGUACCACAUCGGAAUUUAAUCCCGAAUUGUGGAAGAACAGUAAAGAGUACCUGGGCCCCCUGUUUUUGGAGGACGAUUUUCAUAUGCUGGGCUUCAGACCUCAGGACGAGAUAACCACAGAAUUGUGAGCGAAAGUGAUAACAUAGAGCCGUCACUAAACACAAAACGUAUCAAGAGGUAUUAAUCUCCUAAAGGUUGUUCUUAGUUAUUCACAUUUUGAGGUGGUGACUUUAUUUACCGCAAUUUUCAAAAGUUUCUUGAAAAAAAAAAAUUUAAAAACUUAAAAUUUUAGUAUCUUGAAAAGUGUGAUAAAUAAGGGACACUAUUGCGACAUCCUGUAUAUCGCGGUCCAUUGAACAUUUAUCGCAUUAUUGCGGAAAUAAAAUUUAUUGAUAUAUAUUUUUUUGUGAAAUUUAUACAUAUAUAGCAUAUUAGGUAAACUGCGAAUUUUCGUUUUUUCAUUUAGUGCAGCUCACAUUGGAUCAUCUAUUAGAAGCAUAUCGGUCAACCAAAAUCCCUUGACGACCAAUACUUGAUCCUUGAAAAGCAGACCUAGAUAUCAGUUUGAGGAGGAAUUGUUAAGACUUUUUUCCCAUUUCUUUUUCCUUAGAUAAUACAGAGUCAAAAUAAAAAAAAAGGUUUUAUAAGGAAACAUGAUUUUAUACUGAGCACAAUCGAGUGGUGCUUUCCGGUUUUAAUAUCAAUUUUAGAGCCCAGUACUCACAGGAACCAUUUGUAAAAUAAUACAGGUAUUAUGGAUAACUGAAGCACCUCUAGUAUAAACCAAAUCAUACUAGUCAUAAUUUUAAAAAAAAAUUAGUUUGUGUAAUCUAUACAAAUGUAAUAUUAGUUUUGUUCCCAGUGUAUUUUUUACACCUGAAUUUAGUAUAAGUAUUAGCUGUUGAAAUUUAUUUAAUUCCAGUACAUAUUUUUGUAAAAUUGUUUGUAAA